Rotaria socialis is the source of this 1827-nucleotide messenger RNA. The record is from the annotation of a GenBank genome assembly. NCBI's taxonomy places the organism in Eukaryota, Metazoa, Rotifera, Eurotatoria, Philodinida, Philodinidae.
AUGAAAACAUAUACUGCUUUGUGCAUAAUUCUGUCUGCGUUGAUCGUGCAAAAAACGAUUGCAACUACAAGUCCACUUACACCAUAUACUAGCUAUCAAUUUUCAAUUGAACUUGAACAUAAUAUAGCUGAUCUUUGGUGGACAGUCGAUGAAAAUCGACAAGAAAUUACUUUUGAAUUACACAUUAAAACGACAGGAUGGAUUGCUUUAGGUAUCAGUCCAGCUGGUGGAAUGAAAGGUGCAGAUAUUGGACUUGGAUGGAUUGAUUCAACAGGUCAAGUUCAUUUUCAAGAUCGAUAUGCGCACGAUUUCGCAAGACCAGUCAUCGACAAUACAACAACGGAUUGGUCUGCAAUCAAAGGUCGUGAACAAAAUGGUUGGACAGCUAUUCAAUUCAAACGUUUUCUUGAUACUUGUGAUAGUAUGGAUGUUCCUAUUAAAUCUGGUACUAAUAUACUUAUAUAUGCCUAUGACCUCGAGGAUCCUGACAUGUCACAAACAGGUGGUAUGAUAAAGUAUCAUGAAAAUCGACGAGGUUCACGAAUCAUUCCACUUCAAUCUUAUGGCAAUCCAUCACCGGAAAAAAAAUUUGCUGAUCUGGACUAUUUCGAAUUUAAAUUACAAAACUAUGUCGUACCAGCGAAUGAUACUACUUAUCAUUGCAAAGUCUAUAAGGCACCAACUAAUUUUCCACAACGAAGACAUGCUAUUGCUCAUAAAACAAUGAUUGAUUCAAAUAAUCGAGACAUAGUCCAUCAUUUGUUGAUGUAUGAAUGUGAUCCUACCGCUGUGUUUGACGAUAACAAUUUACCAAAUGGUUUAUGUGACGAUAUUAAUGAACAGAUUAUUGCAUGUUCGUCAAAUAUUGCUACUGGAUGGGCUGUCGGUGGUGAAGAUAUAGUGGACCUUCCAGAAAUCACUGGAUAUCCGGUUGGUGGUGAUUUUGAGAUAAAAUAUUACAUGGUUCAAAUGCACUAUGAUAAUCCAAAGUUAAUGCCAAAUCGUCGUGACAGUUCAGGCAUUCGCUUUUAUCUUGGAAAAGAACUUCGUCAAUACGAUCUCGGUUAUCUCUCACUUACUGUAUUUGCAACUCCUGUUGCUAUUGCUAUUCCACCAAAAGUGGAUCGAUUCAUAAUUGAUACAUAUUGUCCAGCAGUGGUUACGAAAAGUUUUCCACAGUCGGGAAUAACAGUUGUUGGUGCAUUUCCCCAUACUCAUUUACAAGGUCAAAGCGUAUGGACAAAAAUCAUUCGAAAUAAAAAAGCAGUUGAAUAUUUAUUUAAUGCUGAAGCAUAUGAUUUCAAUUAUCAAUUUGAAAAUAUUCUACCAAAGCCCAUCAAACUAUAUCCGGGUGAUGAAUUAGCUACUCGAUGCGUUUAUCGUACAACAAAUAAGAAUGAAAUAAGUUUGGGUGGCGAAAAAACCAAGAAUGAAAUGUGCAUGCAGAUGUUUAUGUAUUAUCCUCGCAUGAAGAAUUUUUAUGGUUGCUCAACAAUCAAUUCUUUAGAAUCAUGGAGUAAAUUGAUGAAUAGUUCUGCAUCAUCCUUCGACUUUGAAGUAUUUCGAAAAUGGUUAAUGGAGCUGAAGUGGACACCAGAGUUAGCUGAACAAUGGCAGAAGUUUUAUAAUGAUGCUCCACGUGUCGUUAUUUCCGGUCCUACAGGCAAUUUCACCAUAACAAAUCUAACUAGGUUGCCUGAUUAUGAAGAUUUAAAACCAGCAGAAUGCAAAAGAAGUAUUACAAAUACUGCUAUUCGUUCAGUGUUCUUAUCUAUGUUUUUCACUUUUACUUCGUUUUUUGUAACAAUAGCAUCCCGUCUUUUUUAA